UCUAUGGCAUUGACAUUUCGUAAAAAUAGUAAACAGCAUAGAGAAAGUAAAAUAAGAUUUUACUUACUCUAUGGUAAACAGUUAACGGGAAAAUACGCUAGCUGUUAUAACGAAAAAUCUGCAGAAAAUGUCUAAAAGUAAAAGAAAACUGUCGAAACUAAUUGCGGCUGAGUCUGGAACAGAUGAUGAAAGCGAACACGAACUUUCCUACUACGUUGAAGAUAGAGUGAAAUUAAUGAAGGAAGUUUUGAAGAUAAUCAAGCCCAAAAAGAUGAAAAGCAUGGCCCCUGAAUGCAUGAAAAACAUGGAUAUGCAGGAAAUUAACUCGAUGCUCUUGGAGGAAUUGCUGGGAAUUUCCAAUAGGAGACUCAAGUACAUAUUCGAAGGAAAAACUCUAGAAGAGGACAGCAGCACUGACGAGGAUCACGCUGAAGAUGUGAUUUCACUUGAUGAUAUCAGUGAUGAUGAUUUUAUUGUUAUCUCGGAUGAUGAGACGAAUAAGCCUCGGCAUAAGCAUAAAAGAAGCAGGAUUAAGAAAGAACCCACAGGAAAGCGCCGCGAUGUUAAAAAAGAGAAACCCGACAAGAAUAAAGUGAAAGAAAUAGAGCAGGUGAAGGAGAAACUUAGUCGGGGUGAAAAGGCAAACAGCAAAGAAAAGGAUGCAAUUGGCGAAGAGAAUUUGAUGAGUGUGUUGGAACUGCUUGAGCUCCAGGCUCGCGCCAGGGCGAUCAAAUCGCAGCUGGAACUGGAAAGCAAAAAAAAGCAAGAACAGAAAGUGACCGAAAGCAAUUCAAAAGCUGAUCAUCAACCGGAAGAUGACGAUGAAGUUAUCAUGGAGAUCCCGAAACAAGUGGAAAUUAUCAUCACUUCUAGUGAUUCAGAAAGCGAAGCUACUUCCAAACAGGAGACCGUUCAAGUAAGCAGCUCAACAAUUGCCCCAAGCGAAGCGGACUCCAGCAGUCAACUUAAUGAAAAAUCAACAGAAGGAAACGAUCUGGCGACUGAACAAACAAUCAACGAAGAAUCUUUACCUGUGAAUGUCGUCAAUCAUCAGACAAUGCAAGCUGAGAACAAAGAAGUUAACGCAAAUAAAACAGACUCAGACAGCAGCAGCAAUGAUAGUUUGCAGGUAAUACAGGAUCGCGUAAAAAGAAAAAACUUGGUCAAAAAAGUGCAUUCACACGACGAGAAAAUGCAAGUAACUGAGCCCCAAGAGUUGAAGAAAGAGCAACUUGCCAGUGAAAACAGUAAAUUAGAUAAAGCCAUUGAAAAAUUUAUAAAAAGUCAGCCGGUAGCGCCUGAAAACAUUGCACAGCGCGAGAAAAUGGAGCAGGAGAGAAACGACAGAGAUGAGAAGAACAAACUUCACAAAGAAAAACGACUAAAAAAACUGAAGAACGAAAUUGAAAGCUUCAAGAACGAUGUGGCUGUGGAGAACAGCAUGGUGAAUGUUCUGGAGAAUAUUGUCAUUAAACCCAAGCCGAGCAAUGUGGAUGAAUCUGAUGACCUGGUGAUCAAUGUUGAUCAGGAUGAUGUCGAUUGCAUGAUAUGCGAUUGAGUCGAUUUCAUUCAUGGGCAUUUUGCAAUACUUAUACAUAUGUAAAAAAUAAAAAUCAGCUUUUCCUAUCGCAAAACAAUAAUCAUCGAUCCAUUUCAGGCUGCUAAUCAGGAACAAACACAACAGGUUAAAUCAUAGAACGUUUAAUACCUUUAAAAUAACGCGAAUUUAGAAACUAGUUGCCAUGCCAAAUUCGGAACAUUAUAAAAAGUAUAUUAAAUCAAGAAUAAAAAAAUUCCAACUCUUAA
This is a messenger RNA of Dendroctonus ponderosae (mountain pine beetle), 1806 nucleotides long. Its product is annotated as SWR1-complex protein 3. The coding region runs from base 128 to 1558 and encodes 476 amino acids. The transcript has 4 exons. The record is from RefSeq and is a predicted model, not a curated record. NCBI's taxonomy places the organism in Eukaryota, Metazoa, Arthropoda, Insecta, Coleoptera, Curculionidae.